UGCCCAUGAAAGGUCAUGAAAGCAAGGACUGGCCAAAAAGCCUCUGGAUUCUUCCUUUCUGGGAGCCCCAAGCAAAGCCGGCCAAAAAAAGGAGAGCAGAGAAAAGUAACUUUUCCUCGGUGGAAGCAGGAGCCAGGGGCAAAACUUCACUUUGCAUGGAAGAAAAAAAGUAACUUCCCUCUCUCACACAUGUGCAAGCAUGACUCUUGCCUGCGGGGUCCCCAUUUAUUCCCCUUUGGGGAGAGUGGUCAACGGCGUGGAUGCUGUGCCUUACAGUUGGCCAUGGCAAAUCUCCCUGCAAUAUGAGAGCAAUGGAGAGUUUUAUCACACUUGCGGAGGAAGCCUCAUCGCCCCCGGAUGGGUCAUGACUGCCGGACAUUGCAUCUCCCGUUCCCGUCACUACAAAGUGGUCCUGGGCGAAUACGACCGGAGCAAGGAGGAAGGUUCGGAGCAGCACAUCUUGGUCAACUCCGAAGACAUCCAUGUCCAUCCCGGCUGGAACAACAAUUGCGUGUCUUGUGGGGAUGAUGUGGCCCUGAUCAAACUGCCCCACAUUGCGGAGUUGAGCGACAAAGUGCAAGUGGGAUGCCUUCCACCCCGAGGAGAAGUGCUCCCCAAUGGCACCCCAUGUUACGUCACCGGAUGGGGCAGACUCUAUACCGGUGGUCCUCUGCCCUCCAUCCUCCAGCAAGCCUUACUCCCAGUUGUGGACCAUGAACAUUGCACCCAACCCGACUGGUGGGGGACCACCGUCAAGGAGAGCAUGGUUUGUGCUGGUGGAGACAUCCGCGCCGGAUGCAAUGGUGACUCCGGGGGACCCCUGAACUGCCAGGCCGCCGACGGAAAGUGGUACGUCCAUGGCAUUGCCAGUUUUGUCUCGAGUCGCGGGUGCGACACCUUGAAGAAGCCCACCGUCUUCACCCGGGUCUCUGCAUUCAAUGCCUGGAUCGAGGAGACCAUUGCCAGCCAUUCCUGACCGAUUCUUCACCCAUGAAUGCUAUGCAAAAGCAACCCAGCCCUCAACCGCAAGCGGAUUCUCUCUUUAAGAAGAAUGAUAAUAAAAAUAAAAAUACAAGUUGUGGCUUCA
Sceloporus undulatus (fence lizard) is the source of this 1087-nucleotide messenger RNA. Its product is annotated as proproteinase E-like. Gene Ontology annotation, molecular function: serine-type endopeptidase activity. Bases 200 to 976 code for a protein of 258 amino acids. The record is from RefSeq and is a predicted model, not a curated record. NCBI's taxonomy places the organism in Eukaryota, Metazoa, Chordata, Lepidosauria, Squamata, Phrynosomatidae. Gene Ontology annotation, biological process: proteolysis. The transcript is spliced from 8 exons.